Molecule: messenger RNA, 2046 nt
Organism: Plasmodium gonderi
Lineage: Eukaryota; Apicomplexa; Aconoidasida; Haemosporida; Plasmodiidae
Product: dynactin subunit 4
Exons: 1
Coding region: 1-2046 (681 amino acids)
Cellular component (GO): dynactin complex
Source: RefSeq, a predicted model, not a curated record
AUGAAAAAUAAGGUCUAUCUAUUACUAGACGAGAAAUUAUUUAAACUAAAAGAGCUAUACUUUUGCCUUACUUGUUCACAAAUUAAAAAUGAAUAUAACCUGAAGCAAGAAAUCGAAUACUACUUUUGCAAUGGGUGUACUCAAAUAUAUACAAAAAGCGAGUCAGCAAUUUACUCCUAUGAAUGUUUGCGCUGCUUCAAAUGCCCCUGUUGUUUCAGCUGCUUAACAAUCUCACAAAAAUAUUUUGAUAAACCUAUUGAGAAAAUAUGUAAUUUAGAACCUCAGAAUAAUGAAGCUAAUGAUAGUGGUUCGGAGAAUCAGAAUAGAGUGACAAACAAUUACAUGCAUGAGAAAAGUAGCAAAAAUGUUGAGGACGAUUUGAGUAGCACCCCCUCUUGCACAUUUUACACUAAAAAUGUGAAAAAAUCAAGUGAAGAAAAAAUAUCCUAUGAAGGAAAUAAUUCAUUAGAUACUGAAGACGAAAAUAACAUAAAUGAAAAAGACAACAAAAUGGAUAACAGUGUGUGUACUUUUUUUAAAAAAGGGAAAAGUCUAUUUUAUUUUAAAUGUCCCUAUUGUUUAUGGUCCUCUAUUAAUUCUUUAUAUAACACAAAGCUAGAUGAAUUAAUUGGAAACAUGAUAAUUUCGGAAAGAAACUGUGUAUUUAAGAGUUAUUUCAAAACCGUCUUAAGUGAGCUCAUAAGAAAUAAUGAACAAUUGAGGGAGAAGAAAAAUUUAAAGAAAACAAACAAAAAUGCAACUUUGCAUAAAAUAGGAAAAUUCAGUCCUAUCCAUGAUGUCAACGAUUGCCUUAAAUCACAUGAUUCUAUAUACAAGGAAAUUUCAGGGCAGUUUUUAGCAAAAACAGGAAGAGAUAAAGAUGAAGAAAAAGAAAAAGAUGAGGAAAAGAAAAAAAAAUACAUGCUGAUAUGUAAGUCUAAAAUAAAAGUAGAUAACAUCCGAUUGAAGGAUAUACUAAAUGCAGAACAUGUUAAAGAUCGUGAACUGUCUCGGGAUAUUUUCGAGUUGGAAAAUGAGAAUGUGCAAUAUUUAGACCCAAUAGAAUUUCAUCUGCAGAAGGAGUUCAAAGUAAUGGAUCAACACUGGGAACAUAAUAAAAUGGUGGAAAAUCAUAUAAAUGGAGAAAACUCAAUUAAUAACGGCGGUAGGAAAAACAAAAAGGAUAGCAUAAAUGGAGGACCUCCAAGUGAAGAGACCAUAGAAAAAUUAAAAAGCAAUGCAAAGAACAAUCUAAUAAUUCAUUCCAAAAGUAAUAUAUCAAUUGAACACAUACACGAUUACCCCUACAAUUUUUAUAAAGGCAUUAGUAAGUUAAGACCUCUAAGAACCAAGCUAGUAAACAGGAAGUCGAAGAGAUGUAGUACUUGUAAGCAAUACAUAUUAAAGCUUCAUAAUACAAAUUUAUCUUCAUCUACAAGAUUGGAUAAUAAUGCGAUGAAAUUUAUACCGAGAAUAUAUAUUAAUGACUUCAAAGUUGUAAAGAGAAAAAAUGGAGUUUUAAAUUUCAUUUUAAUAAAUCCACUUGACUCAGAAAUGAAUAUAAAAAUAAUACCAGAAAUAGAAUAUAAUUUUUUGAAAGCCAUGAACAUAAAUAAAAUAAUAUCAAAUUGCAAAUCUAAAGCUGCUUCUUUUGAGUUUACAUUGGACACAUAUGACGAAAUUAUAGAUGAGUUAUUAAAAGGAGAAAAAAACGAUAUCCAAAAUGUGGUAACAAGUGAAUAUAUUAUUAUAAAAAGGCAGAAUAACAUGGCCUUAGUAAUUAUAAGUUUUUAUUACACAGAACAGGAUAUUUUGGGCACCGAAUUUUAUCCUGAAAAAAACAAACUACCAGAUGUUCCAGAGGUGGGGAGUGAUAGUAACAACACAGAAGUAGAUCAGGUGAGGAAAUUAAAUUUCCCACUCAUAUUGGAAUGUUCGUUUUCCGAUAAAUCAAAGAAAGUACAUAAAUUAAAAUUAAAUCUGCUCUUUACGAAUUACAUUAGUCCACGUCCGUUUCGCCAUUAUGCAUUGAAUGACUCUGAUUAG